Mugil cephalus (flathead mullet) is the source of this 2243-nucleotide messenger RNA. It is a transcript of the gene tbpl1, whose product is annotated as TBP-like 1. NCBI's taxonomy places the organism in Eukaryota, Metazoa, Chordata, Actinopteri, Mugiliformes, Mugilidae. The coding region runs from base 451 to 1020 and encodes 189 amino acids. The record is from RefSeq and is a predicted model, not a curated record. The transcript has 8 exons. Gene Ontology annotation, molecular function: general transcription initiation factor activity; DNA binding. Gene Ontology annotation, biological process: DNA-templated transcription initiation.
UUUUAUAUCUCUCACAUCACUGAGCUAGCUAAAGCGUUAGGUGAAGACUUGUAGCACACGUUUCCGAUGCACAUCUGUUGCCAUAAUGUUGCAAAGCCACCAGGAGCUGCCUCUUGCUGUGUGCAGCGUUAGCCUGCUAGCAUGUUAGCCCGUUAGCUAGCGCCGCUAACAACUUUUCAUUCAUUACAGCCUCUGGACUCCUCUUUGUUGCUAGCAAACGAGUAGCGUUCUUCACAGCAUUAGCUGGCUGGGCAGAUGUCUACUUGACUCACAGUCCAGCACCUCCAGUAAAUGUGAACCACUCGGCUGAAGUGUCAAAAGAAUUGGUGCUGCAACUGAGCUUCCCUUGCUUUUUUCUCCAUUGUGUGAAAUCAUGGUACUGGUGGCGUUAGCGAUGGCUGUGUGAGAAGAAAGCUCCCGUGGUCCUCUUGCUGCACCGCACACUUCCUCAUGGAUUCCAGCAAUGAUGAGGCACUUGAUAUCAUUAUCACCAAUGUGGUGGCAACCUUCAGGACCAGGUGUCAUCUUAACCUGCGCACUAUUGCCUUAGAGGGAAUCAAUGUGAUCUACAAACCAGAAGUAGGGAAAGUCUUAAUGAAACUCCGUAAACCUACGAUAACGGCCUCAAUCUGGUCCUCAGGGAAGAUCAUCUGCACUGGAGCAACAAGCGAGGAUGAGGCAAAGCUGGGUGCUCGCAGGUUAGCGCGCUGUCUUCAGAAGCUAGGCUUCAAGGUGAGAUUUUCAGCUUUCAGAGUUGUCAAUGUGCUGGCAGUGUGCUCCAUGCCGUUUUCGGUCCACCUUAUAGACUUCACCAAGAACAACAGACCCAUUGCCAGUUAUGAGCCCGAGCUCCAUCCUGCUGCUACGUACAGGAUUAAAAACCUAAAAGCUACUAUACAAGUGUUUUCUACUGGCAGCAUCACAGUCACAGGACCAAAUGUGCAGAAUGUGGCGACAGCAGUGGAGCAGGUCUACCCACUACUGUUUGAGUGUAAGAAACCCCUGCACCGAAAACCAUGAGAGAGGACAAGAGGGCCGAUGAGGAAGCACCUUAUCCUUGGAUUUGCUCGUUUAUGUCGCGACAUGGUGACAAAAAACGUCUCACACAAUUAACGGACUGAACAUCCUGACAUCGUGUUGCAGUUUCCUUUUCACAGAAUUUUAAUGUUGUCGUGGAGUUGUUGGGAUCUUGUGAUUUUAACAGCCUAAACCUGCAAAUGUCUUCCACACUUGCUGUAAUCCUUCAGACGAACCGAAACGGCUCCUCCAUCAGACGGCGUCUCUUUUUAUUUGCUCUGGGCGUUUUUUUUGCAUGGACACACAAAAUACCAGCUUUCAACAAUGUAACUAUUUUAAUGUUUAACAUUAAUUACAAAAGAGUCUGUUUGUUGAGACUGAGUUGCCUCUAACCUCCAACUAUAUAAUCAACAAUUCGUCCAAUGUUCCACCUUGGAAAAAUCUCCGUCCUCGGCUCACGACGAAACAUCCUCUCGGUUUUUACCAUGGCAGGCUGAGCCGCUGAGUCAGACUAGUAGACUGUUACACAAAGUGUUUGGUUUUCCUGUUUUUUUUGGUUAUACGUUUGUGGCAUUAAUUUCAGAACACACGCAUCUUCAUUCCUUGUCCUUUCCUAACUUUGAAGUCUUUUCCAUGUGUUAAAGUUGGAAAUGUUCUUAUGCUUCAGCAAAAUGUGCAAAUAUGAUCGUUGUCCUAUAUGUUUUGGAACUUCGCUCCACUUUUCAAAUUAGCUCCCAUUCAAAAUGUGUUUUCUUUUUAAAGGGUAUUCAAACAGUAAUCGGCUGUAUAAGCAGCGAACAGAGACGGUAGGCACUUGAUGCGGAACAGUAAACGACUCAUCAUUUCAAAACCAUCACCACCACUCUAUGAAGUCAAAUCAUGCGGCGGCAGUAAAACUUAUUUUGAUGUGCCCGUGAACAUGCCCGUGUCGAGAGGCCUUGACCUGAGGAUUAGGAUAUCGUCUGAAAAACAAAUCUGCUUUUUAGUUGAAGUGAUUUUUACGGUAGCGUAGCUGCUGACAGAUCUGUUGGGCUCUGCAUACAUAGAGCGAACAUAUGUGUGUGUGUGUACAUUAUAAAUGCAUCUGAUAGGAAAUAUGUCGACAGAAACUUUGAUAUGUUGUCUUAUGUGCGUGGGAUGGAUUACUUUUUGGAGUAGUGUCAGCAGAAGAUUUGUGACACUUGAAUUUUUGUAUUUCGUAAAAAAUAAAGUUCUGUUUAAACAGA